Molecule: messenger RNA, 1268 nt
Organism: Lolium rigidum
Lineage: Eukaryota; Viridiplantae; Streptophyta; Magnoliopsida; Poales; Poaceae
Product: desiccation-related protein PCC13-62-like
Exons: 3
Coding region: 35-1081 (348 amino acids)
Source: RefSeq, a predicted model, not a curated record
CCAGCCUCGUCGGCUGCGUAAACCGUCAGUUAAGAUGGCAAUGUCAUCAUCAUCUCACAUCUACACUCCUCUCCUACUGUUGCUCCUCCUAGCAUGCUCGUGCAAGGCGUCGUCGGAGCAUGCCGUCGACCCUACCUGUCCUCCGGCGAAGACGUCGGCAGUGUGGGCGACGGCGGAGACCUCCAGCUGCAGCGCCCCUCAGUGCCAGCCAUCGGCGCCGCACAUUCCGGUCCCGGUGUUCCCGUACGACGUCGAUCCGUUGCAGUUCGCGCUGAACCUGGAGUACAUCGAGGCCGAGUUCUUCCUGCACGCGGCGUAUGGAGUGGGGCUCGACCAGAUCGCGCCGAACCUGACACUGGGAGGCCCGCCGCCGGUGGGCGCCAUGAAGGCCAACCUCGACGAGGUGACCUGGCGCGUCGUCGCGGAGUUUGGUCUGCAAGAAGUUGGCCACCUGAGGGCUAUCCAGAGGACAGUUGGUGGGUUCCCAAGGCCAAAGAUAGACCUAAGUGCCAAGAACUUUGCAAGGGUGAUGGACGCAGCAUUUGGGUACAAGUUGAACCCUCCCUUCGACCCCUACGUCAACAGCCUCAACUUCCUGAUGGCCUCCUACGUGAUCCCCUACCUUGGCAUCAACGGCUACACCGGCACAAACCCGAUCAUAGACGGCUACGACAGUAAAAAGCUUCUUGCAGGGUUGCUAGGCACGGAGGCCGCGCAGGACGCCGUCUUCCGUGCGCUCCUCUUCGAGCGGCAGCGCGAGACGGUGCCGCCCUACAAGGGGAUCACGGUGGCAGAGUUCACCGACCGCAUAUCGGCGACGAGGAACCAGCUGGGCAAGUGCGGGGUGAAGGACGAGGGGCUCACCGUGCCACCCGAGCUCGGCGCCGAGGGGAAGAUCUGCACCAAUGUGCUCUCCGCCGACAAGGACUCGCUCUCCUACCCUCGGACACCGGCGCAGCUGCUCAGGAUCCUGUACCUCACCGGUGACGAGCACGUGCCCGGCGGGUUCUUCCCGGAGGGCGCCAACGGGAAGAUAGCGCGCGAGUUUCUUGGCAAGCCAUUUGCAGCUGGGGAUAACUAAAGGGCCUUGCAAAUUAAUAGCCCAUAGCGGCAUCUAUCAUCAGAGUGAAUAACUAAAAGGUGAAUGGAUUAUGACUGCAAUAACACAGUCGACCCUUCAGCGUUGAAGGUCUAAGAUAUUGAAAGCCAAGUGUAGGCCGCAAAACAAGUUUGUGUUGUUUUUAAUCCCUAUUUCCUCUGUUCUAUAA